AUGGCUAUUAAGUGUCGACCUGUCGACCUUUGUGAUGACAUUGCUCUCCCACAAAAACGUAUCAGAAUAGGCAGUUUGGAAAAUUCAAACGUAUUGAAACCCUACCGCGCAACUCAGCCAGUGCCAUCAUCUCUAGAAAAUGCAUCAUGCUCUGGGAAAACAAAUGACAAUGAAAACCAGGAAGAUGCUGACGACGAUGAUGCAGAUCGUAGCCUCUUGUACUGUAUUCUCUCAUCGGUGGACGGAAGUAUUGAUCUACAAUUCAAUUACUGGUAUGAGACACUAACAAACAUCAGAAAUUACUACAAAUUGAAACACAGAUCAAGAGAGGAAGACAUUCUUGCCAUUCAAUCAAUGACUGAAACAUCUAGGCUUGUAAAAAGGGAUCGGAACAUUGUAAAAUGUUUUUCUGAAUUCAUUGUUGACGAGGAAGAUGACUGUGUUUAUAAUUGCCUGACAUUCAACAAAAAUUAUGUAAAAUUCAUGAAAGUGACCCCGACAGAGGUUUUGCAAGAAUGUGUUCUGUUAGUGAAUAACAUACAUGAAUAUAUAAUGAGUAGCAAUGAGAUUUCUAGUAAUGUCUUGAAGUUUGGAUUGGACUUUAUUCGUUUUUAUCACACGGGCCUGGAAUAUAACGAAAAACAUAACAGAGGUUUAAAGAUAUUGAAUCUUCCUAAUGCUGUGGUUGACAUGCUAAACGACGAUGACGAGUUUGGAGAUUUCAAAGAAUAUGUGAAUGAGAUCAUGAAACAAGAACAAAAAUCCUUAAAAUCAUUGCAUUUGAAUAGUCUCCUCGGCUCAUACCUUAUUGGAAGAGAGACGGGUAGAGAAAAAGCAUUGAAUAAUCUCGCACUUUCACACUCAAAUUGGAGCAUUCUAGUGUCUAUUCUCAUGUCAGAGAGUUACAGUUUAUCUUUAAGCUCACCAUGGAAAGAAUUAUUAAGAAACCAAAGUGCGUUCCCUUUAUUAAGUUGUGAUUCAAGUAUAAUAGACAGUGAUAUCGCUAAAUUGACAGAUAUCUCUAAAGUAUUGUAUAACGAAAACAGCUCAGUCAGAUUUAUAUCAGAUGAUAUCCGCCAUCAGGUUAUGAGUUACUUUGUAAAGAAUUGCCUGAUUACUAAUGAGGACUACGAGAAUUACAUCAAGCUGUCAUCAGUGGACUCGUUGUUGGAGUACGUACAACCCUGGUGGUAUAUGUUAGAUGAACACUAUCCAUACCUCAAAGAAUGUCUGUUCCUACCGCACAGUUUGGAGGAUUCAUUUUUUCAAAGACUUGGAUUAGACGUUCUUCGUCACCCCACUAUAGAUGAUGAGGAGGCAUGUGAUGAAAAGACGAAAGCUACGUUCAGAGAAAAAGUGAAAGACAAAUUUAACGUACCAGAGGAAAUCUUUGAUUGGGAAUAUGACGCACGAUGUAGAUAUAUAGAAUGUGCUAAACGGGGGACAAAAACAGUACAUAGAGCUCGGGCGAUGAUUGUUGGAUGCGCAGGUGCUGGAAAAACAACCCUCCUAAAACGACUACAGAAGCUAGGAUUAGAGGAACUGCUAAAAGUGUACUCAACUGUUGGACUGGAAGUGCAUGAAGAUAUGUUUGAACUGGAUGAAGACUCUUGUUUAAGAGCAUUAUUAGAUGAUACAAACAAAGACGAUAAGAAAAUCCUAAGUGUGGUAGAUUUUGGAGGCCAGUGUGCUUACUACGCCUGUCAUCAGGUCUAUCUCAGCAGAAGGGCUUUCUAUAUACUAGUGAUGGACAUGUCAAAACCUUUUACAGAAACAGUUGACAAAAAUAAAUGUGAGCAACGGGAGACAAUGUUUACAGGCUGGACAUAUGGAGGUAAUUAA
Molecule: messenger RNA, 1842 nt
Organism: Saccostrea cuccullata (small rock oyster)
Lineage: Eukaryota; Metazoa; Mollusca; Bivalvia; Ostreida; Ostreidae
Exons: 7
Coding region: 1-1842 (613 amino acids)
Source: RefSeq, a predicted model, not a curated record